UGGCAGCGGGGACGCUUAGGCAGGGCCUGAGUCCAGCUUAGAGGCCAAUGCUCCUCCCGUCCUUUGCAUGGCACCCAAGAAAGAAAAAGGCGGGUCCGUGAACACCAGUUCUAAGACAUGGGAGCCCUCGCUCAUAGCGGCACCGUUCAACCAGAACGACUGGAAGGCCUCCAUUGCUUUUGUGGUUGGAAACCAGAUUGAGGACGACCUUCUGAUUCAGGCCCUCACCCUUGCCGUCCAGGCCCCCCAGCGGAAGCUCUUCAGUAUAGUCUCGUGGGAAAACGUUCUGCGGAAGAUAGAUGAAAUUAAUUCAACUAUUGGAAGUGUCUCAUCUAAAAAAGCAAAAAAACCUGGAGGUGGUGGAAGUAGUAGUGCUCCCGUAUUUUAUGAGGUGUUAAUGGCAGCAAAAGCAAUUAUGGACAAUGGAGAAACAUUAACCUUACCACUGAUAGGGAAACUCUUGAAAUUUGAACUUCUCCAGAUUAAAUAUAAGGAUGAAGAGCGGCGGGAAAAUGAAAAGAAGGUGACAGAAGACAAAUUUAAGUUAGAAAAAGAUAAAGGGAAAACAAAAUCUCCCAAGGAGAAGAAGUCUGCAUCAAAGGUUGCCAAAGGAAAAGGAAAGGAACAGCCUGAGGCCAACACAACAGUGAAAAAGAUCACGCAGUUAAAAAGGAGGGGAGAAGAUGAAGACAGUAAAUCUUACAUUGAUGAUGAGCCAGAUGAUGGUGCCGAACAUUACAUUAUAGUUGUGGGCUUCAAAAAUCCUCAGCUAUUAGCAAUUAUGACUGAGCUUGGCAUUUCUAUAACCAGCGUGAUUAAAAUAUCUGCAGAGAAUUAUGAGCCUCUGCAGAUGCACCUGGCAGCACUUAGCCAGCAGCAGGAAGUUCUUCUUCAGCCAGAAGAUAUAGAAGCUGAAAACUUGAAGAAAAAGGAUGCUGUAAAAGAACUUAAAGUGUUCUGGAAGUACUUGGAACCAAUCCUGAAUAAUGAGAAACCUGAAACAAACCUCUUCGAUGUCGCUCGGCUUGAAUACACGGUCAAGGCAGCUGCUUUUCCUUCUGACUGGUCAGACAAUGAGAAAAUGCUGGAAUUGGGCACUGAAAUUUUUGAAAAUAUUGCAUGUUUGAUGUACGAUACCCUGGAUUGGAAAAGGCAGCACCAGCACUAUCUGGAAAGCAUGCAGCUCAUUACCGUCCCUCAGGUGGCCACUGAAAAGCCUGUCUUAGAAGCCAUCCCAAUUUCUGAGGCUCCACAGCCUGUUGCCCCAACCCCGGGAAAGAAGAAAACACAAUACGAAGAACCACAGGCUCCACGCCCAGGCACGUCGAGUCUUAUCACAACUGAAGUAGACAUGCGAUACUACAAUGAUUUGCUGAAUCCAAUUCCGGAGGAAUUCACUUCCGUGCCCCUGAUACUGCAUUGCAUGAUCGAACAGGUUGUGGCAAGUGAGGAAGAUCUUGUCCCACCCAGCCUGCUGGAGCCACCCCCCAGGGCCGACGGGCUGCACCACAGAAUCGCAGCUCACAUCGUGUCCAUCCUGCCUUCACUCUGCCUCUCGGAAAGGGAGAAAAAGAAUCUCCAGGAAGUAUUUUUAUCUGAGGAAGAGAGAGAAAACAAACCAGGGCCCAUAGGCCCUCUCCUACUGAACUACCAUGACGCACACGCUCACAAGAAGUAUGUACUAAAGGACCAGAAGAAUUUUGACCCAGUUCAAAUUGAGCAGGUGAUGCAGUCCAAGUUACCACUGUGGGAAUUCCUCCAAUUCCCUAUGCCGCCUCCAUGGAACAGCACUAAACGUCUAGCCACAAUUCAUGAGCUUAUGCACUUUUGUACAAGUGAGGUCUUGAGUUGGAAUGAAGUAGAAAGAGCCUUCAAGGUGUUUACAUUUGAGAGCCUGAAGCUCUCUGAGGUUGAUGAAGACGGGAAGCUAAAACCUUUGGGGAUGACGUGUGGAAUGGACUCUGAAAUGUUCAACAUACCAUGGGACAACCCUGCCAGAUUUGCUAAGCAGAUAAGGCAGCAAUACAUCAUGAAAAUGAACACCCAAAAGGCAAAACAGCAAACAGAUAUUGAAACCAAAGACAAAAUAAUAUAUAUGAAUCCAAAUUGGCCAAUGUCUGGGCAAGAUUAUGAGACCGUUGGAGAAUCUUCACAUCAUGAUCAGACUGAUAAUAACAAUAUGAAGUAUUCUGACUUGAAUAAUAUGAAACCAUUAGGCCCUAAUAAUACAGAACUAUCAGAGCAGGAGACCAGUGAGAAGACUCAGCCCCAACCUGAACCUUUGGAGCAGACCACGAAGGAUGAGAUCAAAGACGAUGCAGUCACAAAGACUGAUUCCCUCGAAAAGAAACCUAAGAAGAUGAUGGUGGAAGCAGAUUUAGAGGACAUCAAGCGAACGCAGCAGCGCAGUCUGAUGGACUGGAGUUUCACUGAGCACUUUAAACCCAAGGUCCUGCUCCAGGUUCUUCAAGAAGCCCAUCAGCAAUACAGGUGUGUUGAUUCUUAUUACCACACCCAAGACAACUCUUUACUUUUAGUCUUUCAUAAUCCGAUGAAUAUGCAACGUCAGCAUUGCGAAGAUUGGAAGGUUGCUCUUCACUCCAAUGUUGGAUUCAGGAAUUAUUUGGAACUUGUUGCCCAUUCGAUCCAAGACUGGAUCACAAAGGAAGAAGCCAGGUAUCAGGAAAUGAAAAUGACUGAGGACCUCAGUAGGACUAAGGCUGACGUGGAAUUGAAAUCUGUUAGUGCCAAAAUGUCUUCUGCUAGCAAAAUUUUUUCCCCUAAAAAAUCUAAAAGCAACAAAGUAAUCAGCAAAACAGAAAUACCAGAUCAAGAAAAAGAAAAAGAGAAGGAGAAAAUUCCUUUCAUUUUAGAAGGCUCUCUGAAGGCAUGGAAAGAAGAGCAAGAUCGAUUAGCAGAAGAAGAACGAUUAAAGGAAGAAAAGAAAGCAGAAAAGAAGAGUAAAGACACUGGUAAAAAGAAAGGCAAGGAUAAGGUAGAGAAAGAAGACAGAACUCUGAAGAAAAAACCUUCUUUCAAGGAUAAACCUAAAGAAGAACAAAUAAAGAUCCAUGAAGUAAUAGAAGAGACCCACCAGGAACCAGAACCUGAGAUAGUUUACCCGUUUCGAGGAUAUAAUAUGGGAGAUAUUCCAAUCCAAAUCUCAGGGACAAAUCACUAUCUGUAUCCUUCUGAUGGAGGUCAGAUUGAAGUCGAAAAGACAACAUUUGAGAAAGGCUCAACUUUUAUCAAAGUGAAAGUGAGAAAGGACAAGCACAAUUUUAUAAUUCAUUUAAAAGACCCUAAAGAGAUUAUAAAAAAGGAAAAUAAAGAAGAGGAUUAUUAUUCAGAAGAAGAGAAGGAAGAAAGAGAUGAGGAACAGGAUCUUGAAGCAGAAGCAUCACAUGCAAAGAAUAAAGCUGUCAGCAAGUUUGGAUCUUUUUCUGCCACCUUGGAAAAUGGAAUCUGCCUCUCGAUAAGUUACUAUGGAUCAAGUGGAAUGGCACCAGAAGAGAAAGACCCUGAUUUAGAACCAAUGUUGAACAUUCCUUCCGCACUCACUCCAACAGCAGUUCCUGCUGUAGUGAGUAUCCCACAAAGCAAAGCAAAAGGGAAACCAAAAGGCAAAGAAAAACCCAAAGAAUCCCUUAAAGAAGAGGAACACCCUAAAGAAGAGGAGAAGAAGGAGGAAGUAGAACCAGAGCCUGUUAUACAAGAGGCCGUUUAUGUUCCCACCUUCCAGAGCCUAAAUGUGUCUUGCCCCAAUGGGCUCCUGUUGACUUUCAUUGGCCAAGAGCCUCCAGGUCAGUGCAUAACGGAUGAAGAACCCACCUGGGACAUCAUGGUCCGUCAGAGCUACCCCCAGAGGGUGAAGCACUAUGAGUUCUAUAAAGCAGUGAUGCCACCAGUGGAACAGGAGGCUUCCAGGGUCAUCACCAGCCAGGGCACUGUCAUCAAAUAUAUGUUGGAUGGAUCCACACAGAUUCUCUUUGCAGAUGGUACUGUGAGCAGUAGUCCCAAUUCACGUCUUAUAUAUCCUCCUCCUGAACCCUCAGCAAGCCCUUAUAGUGGAGACUUGACAGACUCAAUUUCUCAGCAAAAAUCAGAAACAGCACCAUCUGAGAAUGCCAUCCCAAAGAAAGGAAAAGGUCACAAAAAUCAGUCAACAGGGUCACAUAAGAGCGAAAUUCAUGAGCCUCCACCAGAGAUAGUCCACACGCCUGUGGACAUUCACAUAGGCACCUGGUUCACAACUACACCUAAAGGAAAUCGGCUUGGCACCAAAGGAGUAGAAAGAAUAGCAGGCUUGGCCCCGUUUUUAUCCUUUCAGGCCACAGAUCCUGUCAAUGGAACGGUCAUGACCACUCGAGAAGACAAAGUGGUUAUUGUUGAAAAGACAGAUGGCACUCGCAUAGUGGACCACGCCGACGGCACCAGAAUCACAACCUUUUAUCAGGUUUAUGAAGAUCAUAUUAUUCCCCCAAAUGAUCAAAAAACAACCAAAGGCCCUCGCACUGUCACCAGGCAGGUAAAGUGUAUGCGGAUAGAAAACAUACACUAUGCCACUGUCAUCACCAACUGCGAGGACAGCAGCUGCUGUGCCACCUUGGGGGAUGGAACAUCUGUUAUUGCAAAGCCACGGGGAACAUACCAGGUGUUACCUCCAAACACAGGCUGUCUUUACAUUGACCGAGACUGUUCCGCUAUAUACUGCCAUGAAUCAAGCAGUGAGAUAUACCACCCUUUCCAGAAGCGUGAGCUGCUAAGAGCCAGCAAGUACAUCAUGAAGCACACUUCAGAGGUUGUCUGCGAGGUUCUGGACCCCGAGGGAAACACUUUUCAGGUCAUGGCUGAUGGUAGUUCAUCAACAAUAUUACCUGAAAAAAAAAUAGAAGAUGAUUUAAAUGUAAAUACUAAGGGCUAUGACAGUUUAUCAUCUAUUUACCUUCAAAAGAAUCAUCAGCAAAUCUAUGGUGAACAUGUCCCCAGGUUUUUCAUUAUCUAUGCUGAUGGAUCAGGAGUGGAACUUCUUCGAGACAGUGACAUAGAAGAGUAUCUGUCUUUGGCAUACGGAGAAUCAACUACGCUUGUUCUUCAAGAGCCGAUGCAGGAGCAGCCAGGUGCCCUGAGCAUCACAGUCCUUCGCCCUUUCCAGGAAGCAACACCAUGGCUAACGAAGAAGGAAUUGAAUACAAUAGUUCCUCCUAAUCUCCAGUCAAGGUCAUGGGAAACAUUUCCCCCGGUUGAGAAAAAAACUCCAGGACCUCCAUUUGGCACUCAGAUUUGGAAGGGCCUCUGCAUUGGGGCCAAGCAGCUAGUGAGCGCCCCGGCCCCCAUCCUUAAGGGCCCCAACGUGCUCCAGAUGCGCCAGUUCAUUCAGCAUGAGGUCAUAAACAGUGAGGUGAAACUGAGGCUGCAGGUUUCCCUGAAGGAUUAUGUAAACCAUAUUCUAAAGAAAGAAGAUGAGCUACAGGAAAUGACAGUUAAAGAUUCCAGAACCGAGGAGGAGAGGGGCAAUGCUGCUGACCUCCUCAAGCUGGUUAUGUCUUUCCCUAAAAUGGAGGAAACGACAAAAAGUCAUGCUACUGAAGUUGCAGCCCACCUAAUCGAUGUGUUCAAGCAAUCUGUGUCUACUGCUCGAAAAUGUCCACCAGACACACUUGGUAAAGAUUUAUUUGAAAAUAGAUGGAGGCACACAGAAUGUACAAAGCACUGGAAAGAAAAGAUAGACCAAAAGAGGAAGGAAAUUGAGACAACAAAAAAUUAUCUAAUGGAUAUGAGGAACCACGUAAUACCACCCUAUUUCAAAUCUGAAGUGAGCAAGUUAUUUCAGUCUCAGGGUAAUUAUCUGGAUAGCCUUUCCAAAAAACUGCCUCCUUUUGCAAAGAAAGAUGAAGAUGCAGACAAAACAACUAUUGAAGAUAAAUAUGAUCUUCCCCCAGGUUUUCUGGAUGCCAAGUCAUGUGAGGUCUCAGAACAGGAUUCUUCAAGUGCACUUAGUCUUCCAAAGGCAGAGAUAUCUGAGGAUAUGGGGGUGUCCACUAGCCAGAAACAAACUGAAAAUGUAACAAAAUCUGCUGAAGAGGCAGAACCUGGUGUGCCUGUGAACAUUCCCACCCAGUCAUUGCUGCAGGAUGUUACAGGACAAGCAAGAAAACAAAAAGUGAAGUUGCCUCAUUAUUUGCUGGGUUCCAAGCCCAAAUCUCUACCGCUCACAAAGGUACAAGAUUCUGUUGGAGGAAAAGUGAAUACAUCCUCUAUUGCAUCCGCUGCCAUUAAUAAUGCAAACUCAUCCCCUUUCGGGUUUCACCUUCUCCCACCAUCAGUGAAGUUUGGGGUGCUUAAAGAAGGACACACCUAUGAAACUGUCGUCAAGCUCAAGAAUGUUGGGGUGGACUUCUGCAGGUUUAGGGUGAAGCAGCCUCCAUCCAGCACGGGACUGAAAGUGACUUACAAACCCGGGCCUGUGGCUGCUGGUUUGCAGGCAGAACUGAAGGUGGAGCUAUUCGCCAUGGCCAUUGGAGAAGACGGCGCCAAGGGGGCAGCACACAUCUCUCACAACGUGGAGAUUAUGACUGAGCAUGAUGUUUUGCUCCUACCUGUGGAAGCAACAGUUUUAACAAGCAGCAAUUAUGACAAGCGACCAAAAGAUUUUCCCCAGGGAAAAGAAAAUCCCAUGGUCCAGAGAACUUCUACCAUUUCUUCCUCAACUCUUGGAGUCUUCAUUUCUCGUAACGUUACCUCUCAUUAG
Messenger RNA from Nycticebus coucang (slow loris), 6751 nucleotides. It is a transcript of the gene SPAG17, whose product is annotated as sperm associated antigen 17. NCBI's taxonomy places the organism in Eukaryota, Metazoa, Chordata, Mammalia, Primates, Lorisidae. Gene Ontology annotation, biological process: axonemal central apparatus assembly; epithelial cilium movement involved in extracellular fluid movement. The record is from RefSeq and is a predicted model, not a curated record. Gene Ontology annotation, cellular component: axonemal central apparatus. The transcript is spliced from 48 exons. Bases 68 to 6751 code for a protein of 2227 amino acids.